Molecule: messenger RNA, 2910 nt
Organism: Dama dama (fallow deer)
Lineage: Eukaryota; Metazoa; Chordata; Mammalia; Artiodactyla; Cervidae
Gene: GRK6
Product: G protein-coupled receptor kinase 6
Exons: 16
Coding region: 104-1852 (582 amino acids)
Biological process (GO): regulation of signal transduction; signal transduction; protein phosphorylation
Cellular component (GO): cytoplasm; plasma membrane
Molecular function (GO): ATP binding; G protein-coupled receptor kinase activity
Source: RefSeq, a predicted model, not a curated record
ACUGCGAGCCGAUCCGAGCCGCGCCGAUCGCCAUCCGGCCCCGGCCCCCUCGCGCAGUCCUAGCCGGCGGCGCGGCCCGGCGGGCCCGGCGGCGCCGCAGCCCAUGGAGCUCGAGAACAUCGUAGCGAACACGGUGCUACUCAAGGCCCGGGAAGGUGGCGGUGGGAAUCGUAAAGGCAAAAGCAAGAAAUGGCGGCAGAUGCUACAGUUCCCCCAUAUCAGCCAGUGCGAAGAGCUGCGGCUCAGCCUCGAGCGUGACUACCACAGCCUGUGUGAGCGGCAGCCCAUUGGGCGCCUUCUGUUCCGAGAGUUCUGCGCCACGAGGCCUGAGCUGACUCGCUGCAUUGCCUUCCUGGACGGGGUGGCCGAGUAUGAAGUGACCCCUGAUGAGAAGCGGAAGGCGUGUGGGCUACGGCUCAUGCAGAAUUUUCUGAGCCACACGGGUCCCGACCUCAUCCCCGAGGUCCCCCGGCAACUGGUGACAAACUGUGCCCAGCGGCUGGAGGAGGGACCCUGCAAAGACCUCUUCCAGGAGCUGACUCGGUUGACCCAUGAGUACCUGAGCGUGGCCCCUUUUGCCGACUACCUCGACAGCAUCUACUUCAACCGUUUUCUGCAGUGGAAGUGGCUGGAAAGGCAGCCAGUGACCAAAAACACCUUCAGGCAGUAUCGAGUCCUGGGCAAAGGCGGCUUUGGGGAGGUAUGCGCCUGCCAGGUGCGGGCCACAGGCAAGAUGUACGCCUGCAAGAAGCUGGAGAAGAAGCGGAUCAAGAAGCGGAAAGGGGAAGCCAUGGCACUCAAUGAGAAGCAGAUCCUGGAGAAAGUGAACAGUAGGUUUGUAGUGAGCUUGGCCUAUGCCUAUGAGACCAAGGACGCACUCUGCCUGGUGCUGACGCUGAUGAACGGAGGUGACCUCAAGUUCCACAUCUACCACAUGGGCCAGGCUGGCUUCCCUGAGGCUCGGGCUGUCUUCUAUGCGGCAGAGAUCUGCUGUGGCCUGGAGGACCUGCACCGGGAACGUAUUGUGUACAGGGACCUAAAGCCAGAGAACAUCCUCCUAGAUGACCAUGGUCACAUCCGCAUCUCUGACCUGGGGCUGGCUGUGCACGUACCCGAAGGCCAGACGAUCAAAGGCCGUGUGGGCACCGUGGGCUACAUGGCCCCAGAGGUGGUAAAGAACGAACGGUACACCUUUAGCCCAGACUGGUGGGCACUCGGCUGCCUCCUGUAUGAGAUGAUCGCAGGCCAGUCGCCCUUCCAGCAGAGGAAAAAGAAGAUCAAGCGGGAGGAAGUGGAGCGGCUGGUAAAGGAGGUGCCCGAGGAGUACUCUGAGCACUUCUCCCCACAGGCCCGCUCACUCUGCUCCCAGCUCCUCUGCAAGGACCCCUCUGAACGCCUGGGGUGUGGUGGGGGCGGCGCCCAAGAGGUGAAGGAGCACCCCCUCUUCAAGAAGCUGAACUUCAAGCGGCUGGGAGCUGGCAUGCUGGAACCACCCUUCAAGCCUGAUCCCCAGGCCAUUUACUGCAAAGAUGUUCUGGACAUUGAACAGUUCUCCACAGUUAAGGGUGUGGAGCUAGAGCCCACUGACCAGGACUUCUACCAGAAAUUUGCCACGGGCAGUGUGCCCAUCCCCUGGCAGAAUGAGAUGGUGGAGACCGAGUGCUUCCAGGAGCUGAACGUCUUCGGGCUGGAUGGCUCGGUUCCCCCAGACCUAGACUGGAAGGGCCAGCCGCCAGCACCCCCCAAAAAGGGACUGCUGCAGAGACUCUUCAGUCGCCAGGACUGCUGUGGAAACUGCAGCGACAGUGAGGAAGAGCUUCCCGCCCGCCUCGAGCUCCCCACCCGCCUCUAGCCCCCAGCCUGAGGCCCCCCCGGGCGGUUGGCGGUAGCAGCUACUGCGAACGCUGUUUACAGUUUUGCACAGUGGUCUUCCCCAUUGUCCACUCAAGUCAUGGCCUGGGAGACAAAGUCGGAGCUGUCCCCAGUGCCCUCUGUCCCGGAGCCCCUGGUCUGGCUGAGUGGUCAAGGCCUGGGCUGUCCCCUGGGACAAAGGUGCGUCCCUUCAGCUCUUGUCUGUGGAGCUCGGGGCUUUCUGUAUUUAUGUCUUUGUAUGAAUGUAUAUAGCAACCAGAGCAUUCUUAAGACUCACCCUGGAGCCGGCAGAAGGGCUGCUGCCGCACACUCCAGGCACCUCAGGCCCAACUUGGAUGGGCAAAGUUGGGCCAGGCCAGGCCAGGCCCCUGGGCCCUCAGCACUGUGCUUGCCACCGCCGACCUCCGAGUGAGACUCGUGCCUGCCGCUGCCACCCUGGGUUUAGGCCGCCACCUCUGGGGCCCAAUACCGUCCCUUCUCAGCGCCUGUCAGAGCUGGAUCUGGGACCACUGGGUCCCCUAGGCCUGUGCCAAAGUGUGACGAGAGACUGGGCUGCCCCUGGGACCCCUCAGUCCACUGCCCAGGCUGUCCCAGACGGGUCUGCCUCUGCCUUCCAGCUCCCGGGACACCUCGUCCCUUGUGCUGGGCCCUGUCCUGGAGUCACCUCUUGCAGAACAGCCCAGCCCAGGCCACAGGAAGGGAAGGGGUGGGGGUGACACUGACCAACCCUCAAACAUUCCAGACUCCCCUCGAAACAGACACAUGUGCCCAGCAAUAAUCCGCCCCUCCCUGUGUGUGUGUGUGUGUGUGUGUGUGUGUGAGAGAGAGAGAGAGAAAGAAGGGGGCAGGCUGAGGCUGUGUGCCUGCAUCCCAGCCCCAGCCCUUCCCAGACUGAUGGCCCUCUUGGUCCCAGUGUUAAUGGUAAUGUGGGAUUCAGGGCCCCAGUUUUUCCAUAUUUAAGGCCGAUUUUUAUUACUCAUUUUGUCCAAUGUAAGCUGCCACGUGUCUCUGUGUGAAUACAGUCCGAGCACAAACCUG